Fonsecaea monophora is the source of this 318-nucleotide messenger RNA. RefSeq lists its product as hypothetical. The transcript has 3 exons. The record is from RefSeq and is a predicted model, not a curated record. Bases 1 to 318 code for a protein of 105 amino acids. Lineage: Eukaryota; Fungi; Ascomycota; Eurotiomycetes; Chaetothyriales; Herpotrichiellaceae.
AUGUCUGCCACGGCUACAUACGGCAACGCCGCGGACAAGGGGUAUUCCAGCGGCAGCGAAGAUGGACAAGCCACAGGCCAGCGAAAGGCGCUGGCUACGACCAACGGCACCAACGGCGCCAACGGGUCAUCAGCGUUACCAUUGCCACCAACUUCGGAUUACCUGUCGCAACCUGCGGGGGGUCUGCUGAAGGGUGCAACAGACGAGAAUGGUCACCUCAAGCCCGCUGCUCUAAUGGUUGGCCUCAAACUGGAUCUAGAGGCAGAGGUCCAUUUGACAGCCCGCAUUCGUGGUGACAUCACGAUUGGCUUGUACUGA